UGUUAUUUUCCCUUUUUCAGUUCCCCGAAAGAAAGAGGGGCCAAGAAUCAGCCAAAACCAACACAUUCUCAUCCAUCAGACAUGAGGCGGGAAGGACACCUGCAUCCAGGGAGGAUGGAUUUCCCGGACGGGGAGUACCACCACAGAGGAGGCCGUCCUGAAGAUGAUCUAUAUAGACCUCCCUUCCAUGAAGACGAUCCUUACUUAUUGUCCGGGGCAGUACGAGAGGUUUACCUGAGAGGAGGAGACCCCAGCCUGCGUGGUUUUGAGGAAGACGAGCUUCGUAGAGCAGGCUAUCAUGAAGAUGACCUUCGUAGAAGGGAUCACUACCUUGAAGAACAAAUCCAUGGUCAGGAUUAUUUGGAGGACAUGCGUAGACGAGAGUUUUUGGAGGCCAGGCCAGGCCACCAAGAGGAAAUCCCUCAUCGCCAAGCAUACCCUGAAGAACCUCCACGCAGGAGUGUCUACCCGGAGAAUGAUCCUCUCAAACAGUUCUAUUCUGAUGAGGUUCUCCGUAGAACAUUUCAUGCUGCUGAAGCUUCUAAGGAGCGGGCCUUUCGAGAAGAUGAAUCACCACAUGGGAGGAGCUAUCCUCAUGUUCCGGCCUAUCCGCAGGAAUUUCCUCCUGAACGUGCCUAUCCUGACAAAGCUCCUCUCUGCUUUGAACACGCCCAUGGAAUGGCAGCCCACGGACCACCUGUUCAUGAAGACCCUUACUCCGAGGAUACCCAUAGAAGCGGAUACCUUGAGGAGGCACAACGCAGGGCGUACAAUGAGGAACAACAUGGACCAGCCUAUCCAGAAGGCAACCCUCAUAGGCGAUCUCACGACAGGGAUCCAAACGGCCGUGGCUACCCCAAGGGGCCAGAUGGGCAAGGAGCUGCUGACGAAGACUUGAGGUUCCCAAAUCAAAUGGAGGGACCAAUGGAGACAGGGGGUCAAGGCAGCAGGGAGCAUUUGUUUGACCUUGUCAAGGCCAUUCGUCAGGAGGGGAGGGGUCCGCAGCAUCCAGAGAUGGAGCGAGGGAUGGGACCACCAGGAAUGAGGGGGACUCAGAAGCCAGCAGAGGGUGGCAGAAUGAGAACAGAUAUCCCCGAACCUUUCCGGCGCUUCCUGGAAGGAGCCACAGAUGACCACAAGAGCCCCGGGAAACGGAAGAGAAAGAGCAGGUUCUCUGAUGCCACAGAACAGGAGGAGGACGUGUUGAAGUUAAUGCAAGCUGGUGACAAUAGAAGAAGGUCAGAACCUUUUGCCAAGCCACAGGGUGCUUAUCAAGGAGUAGCAGGCUCCAGACCAAUGGCAGAGGCAGCUCCAGACACUGGGAAUGUUUUGGAUGUACUGAAUAACAUACAGGUUGAGAAUGUGGAAGAGGCCAACUUCCUGAAGGACAAGCUGUGUAACCUUCUGAAAGAGUUCCAAGACAAAAAAUAUGAGAAGACAGCAGUAAUGCCUGCGUACAAAAGCCUACAUCCAACAGUCAUUUCCAAAGAAUAUAAUCACAUGAGCAAGGAUCACCUGGAAAAUCCCAGAGAUGACUAUGAAAGAAACUACAGAGAAGUGCAAGAGGAGAGACAUUACGAAGGCCAUCCUCCCAGACACUCAAAGGAACACUCACAGGAGCGCUACACUUCAGAGACCCCACAGGAUCCUUACAGAGACACAGACAUGAGAAUGGAGAGGAGAGCUCAAUAUGAAGAGGUCUUUGGGCAUGUUGAGAUGUACCCACAAUCUCAUGCUCGUCCAGAGGAGCCAAUGGCAUACCCCCCACGAGAGUUGUCAGGGGCCGAUGUACCCUCGUGAUUACCCACCUGCAGGGGAUCUUCACAAUCCAUUCAAACCUACACCCCCAAUACACUGGGAGCGGGGGUACAGGACGGGUGUCCCUCAAUCCACCAGCCUAGACAAAAUCACCUCCACUCUCCUGGAGCUUGUGGCAAGGAAAAGUGAUUUUACAGUAGAACCACCAUGUGUAAAAAAUAUUUGUAUUGAUCCGAGCUCAACUGUAUUUCUGUUGGAAUUUUGCUUUUGAAAUGUUUCUACACUUUUAUUUGCUUUAAUUGAUCAUCUUGAUGGCUAGUUUUAAGGGUUAAAGGUUUUGUAGCAAUUAUUUGACAUUAGUAAUCCAAAAAUAUGCUUUGAACGGUGUAGACAUGUUGAAAACAAAAUGAUUUCUUUUGAAUAACUUCUAUUCACUUAACACUGCAUUGUAACUGACAAUAAAACAUUUGUGACCACAAAUCAGUUCUGAUCCAAACAAGAUGGUUAAAGAAAUAUUACACUGAACAAAAAUAUAAGCGCAACAUGUAAAGUGUUCGUCCCUUGUUUCAUGAGCUGAAAUAAAAUAUCCUAGAAAAGUUC
Molecule: messenger RNA, 2358 nt
Organism: Oncorhynchus nerka (sockeye salmon)
Lineage: Eukaryota; Metazoa; Chordata; Actinopteri; Salmoniformes; Salmonidae
Exons: 6
Coding region: 82-1800 (572 amino acids)
Source: RefSeq, a predicted model, not a curated record